CUAUGAGAAACCUUGGAGAGGACCUAGGGGACCGAAAUCAAUGGAUGUCGAGCGGGUCUAACAUGAUACUGUGAAAGUUCAAUCCAUAGUGGAUCCAACACAACCGUGAGAGUCCAGUCCAAAGUGGAUCCAACACAGUAGCGAGAGACCCGUCCAUAGUGGAGCCAGAAGGAAACCAUCCCAAGCGGAGGCGGAUCAGCAGCGCAGAGAUGUCCCCAACCUAUACACAGGCGAGCGGUCCAUCCUGGGUCCCGACUCUGGACAGCCAGUACUUCAUCCAUGGCCACAGGACCGGAUCCCCUCCACAGGGGAGAGCAGGACAGAGGAGAAAAAGUAAAGAAGCGGCAGAUCAACUGGUCUAAAAAGGGGGUUUAUUUAAAGGCUAUAUAAUAUAUAUAUACCGUAUUUCCUUGAAUUGCCGCCGGGCAUAAAGUAUGCGCCUGCCUUGAAUUACUGCCGGGUCAAACUCUCUUCGCAAAAUAGUUAGCGCAUGCUUAUUAUUACCGCAUGGUCAAACUUGUGAUGUCACGAGUGACAUUUCCCCUGUCAUCAUUUUCAAAAUGGAGGAGGCUGAUUUCAGUAUCGGUAAUUUGAAAUUGCAUAAAGGGAAGAAGAUUAAAAGCUAUUCAGUAGGAUUUAAGGUUCAAGCUUACAUCACACUCAAAUUUUUACUGCAUGCCUUUGGUAAGUGCCGGAGUGAGAAGAGAUUUUAAAAUAAUUAGCGCAUGCUUGCCUUUACUGCAUGCCUUUGGUAAGCGCAGGAGUGAGAAGAGGUUUUAAAUUAAUUAGCGCCCCGGCGGAAAUUCAAGGAAAUACGGUAUAUACAUAUCAGCCUUCUUAGCUGAGCAAUAUUUUGGAGUUAAAAUGACAUUUUUCUCAGCUACAAAAGGGAAUAAGCGGUAAAAAAUGGAUGGAUGGAUGGAUGACAUUUUUCUGUGUAAACGUUGUCUAGUUUGGUUGCCUGGAGACGGCCUGAUGCCGUUUCCAUGGAUACCCGCCAAGCAACACCAGCUAGCCGAACAUUCUGGAACUUAGCGUGUUACCAUGUCCAAACAUCCCGAGAAGCCCAGCGUGCACUACAGCGUGCCAGAAUGGUGCGACAACAACAACCGCCUGUCCACCACCGCACAAAUUGAGCAGCAUCUCUCCAACGUAAUCCGCCAAGAAAGCAGGUCGCUGCGCAACGACACCAACUGCAAGACCACCUGGGACGAGAGUAACACUUCCAGCAGGUUGAGCGAUCGGAUCUGGGAGGUGACGAGGUGGAAGGAGCUGAUUGUCUCAUGUGCGCACAAAGUGGAUGAAGAGAUGGAGGCGCUGACGUUGUCUAAAACCCGGACAGAGGAGACCCUGGCUGCCACCGCCGUUCCCUUGGAGGUCAGCCUGGAGAGCCUGACCCUGAGGGAGGGCCGGCCUGGGCGAGAGCUGGUCAACGACCCCGUGGAGGAGCAGCUAAAACAAGAGGUGCAUGUGAUUGAAAACGUGCAGAAAGCUCUGCAGCAGCACAUUGACGAAGCCUUCGCCCAGCUCUGUAUUUUGCAGAAAAUUCGACAACAGCUGACAGCGGACCUCCAAAACAAGAUGGACACGCUGGAUAUUGAUGUAUCCUGUCUGGCGCUUAAAAUAACGUCCACGCAGAUCUCCCUCAAGCCCAAUCCUACUCGAAUACCUGCUGGCACCUGCACACCACAGGAGUGGGUCAAGUUCAGCCAGCUUAACUUGGCACGAGCCCAUGAGGCCAUGCGGAUGUCCCAGAAAAUGAGGGACGACAUGAGUCUCUCCCGAGUCAAUCUGAACAAUGAGCUAAAGAAGCAACAGAGCGCCACCGAGUUUGCACUUCGUAAGCGCAAUCACCAAGAGCAACAAGCUUCCAGUCAGCUCCAGUGGCAGCUGAAAAACACUGAAAAUGAGAUAACCGAGAUGGAAAACGACAUCUUCAGACUAGAUGCCGAUUUGCAGGCCAAAAUGGCCCCGAUGAAGUUGGCACACACCAGACUGGAGAACAGAACCUUCAGACCGGGCAUGGACCUGUGCAGGGAUCUGGCACAGCGUUCCCUUGUUGAUGAAGUCAAUCAGCUGCAGGCUACCAUUGCCACUUUGAAGAAGAAGCUCGCUGAAGCCCAGCACUCGUUACAGAGGCUGAAGCUCCAUCACCACCAGCUGUUGCAGGAUCUCGCCAGGAAACGCGACGCCCUGGCUCUGGAGCAGCGUUGCAUUAACAUCCGCAGCCGCCUCAUCCCAAUACUUUACGGCGAUGACACCCCGGUACCACUGGUCCAGCUCACCAGCUCCAGUGGGAGGAGCACCCAGCAUCUUAAGGCUCAGUAGGAUUUUGUCGUUUGAAUCGAAUCCCACUAAUCUACAAAGAAGAUUGUGUCCUUUCUAUCUCGGAUUUUCAUGAGGUGUGUGUCGUGCUGAAUCGUUUGGUAGGGGUGCAUCCGAAUGGUGUUUUUGUGAAAAAGCCUAUCAAGAUAUUUCAGGGACCCGAGUGUAUUCAGACUCACGUUUGUGUAAGGGUCAUUUUACUCUCCGUUAUCUUUUUAAUGGCUUUGUUUGGCUCCGUCGGGAUGUUUGACCAUCUGACGCCGUUCACUGCAUGGAGAUAAUAAUAAUGUGAACUUCGACCUAAGUAUGUGCUUUAAAUUUUUUUUUUAAACAGGGAAAAGGUCCAAACAGGGUAAUUUGCAAUAUUAUAAGUAUUAGAAACAGCUCUCAGUGUGAUGGUAUGCAUAAAAAGAUACUCCAAACACCAAGCAAGCACUAAUAAAUACAGUGUGCCGUGCAGCCUCAAUCAAAACUCAAGCAUGAGCGUCUCUUAAAAAUGUUUUCAUAAAACAAUUUUCAAACGCUCGUUGCAUCAAGUAAGCGUGUAUUGUAUUGUAAAUAUAGUGCAGUGUUAGUAACAAAGUCACUUAUAACAGUCAACUAUAACAAUAGAAUGCUUGGUAUUUUAUUUUUUUUAAAACAAGGUUUUCCUCUCAGGGAAUAAAUCGCACUUGUCACUCCCAAACUCUUUCGGGACAUUUACCAUGAAUUGAUUAACAUGGACCCCGACUUAAACAAGUUGAAAAACUUAUUGGGGUGUUACCAUUUAGUGGUCAAUUGUACGGAAUAAGUACUGUACUGGGCAAUCUACUACUAAAAGUUUUAAUCAAUCAAUUAAAACAUAUAUGUUGAGUAAAAAGGACCCCAGAGACAGAACGAUACAAAAUUAAGGUUUGUAUUUACUCAAGUUUUAGGAAAGCAGCCCUUAUAAUGCGUCAAUAGCAUUAGCAAGAAGAGCUCUUAAUCCAAACAAAGAGAGUCGGACAGAAAUACAGCUGUUACUUCAAAACAAAUAAGGAACUGGCCAAAACAGGUCUGUGAGCCGACAAACUCAAGACAAAACAAAGAGUUUACUAGCGGACAUAAGAACAAAAACCCAAAGCGUUCACAUGGAAAAACACUAGCGGCCUUAAACAAGACUAUGGACUGUAAAAGAACACUUAAAAAUAUUCUCAUAUGACCCAAAACAUUUCCUUGUGGAAGACCGACAUGAAAUAUUGCAACUUUUAUGACUAGGAGGGGACCCAAAACAUUUCCUUGUGGAAUUCCAAUGUUGAAUAUUACUAAUAUUACAAUUUCUGUCAGCAUACAGUCUUAGUAAAACAUAUAUAGUCACCUUACCUACAAUAACUGGAUGUUAAUAAAAAAACUGAAGUGGACCCAAAACUUUUCCUUGUGGAACGCCAUCAUGAAAUAUAAAAAUUUUAGUCAACCGUAUUAGUAUAAAUAAAAAAACUUUGGUGACUAAAAGGAGACCCAAAAUAUUUCCUUGUGGAAUUCCAAUGUUGAAUAUUACAAUUUCAGUCAGCUGAAAACCACAACAAAA
Molecule: messenger RNA, 3871 nt
Organism: Nerophis ophidion (straightnose pipefish)
Lineage: Eukaryota; Metazoa; Chordata; Actinopteri; Syngnathiformes; Syngnathidae
Gene: tekt2
Product: tektin 2 (testicular)
Exons: 10
Coding region: 1045-2328 (427 amino acids)
Biological process (GO): cilium movement involved in cell motility; cilium assembly
Cellular component (GO): microtubule cytoskeleton; nucleus
Source: RefSeq, a predicted model, not a curated record